Messenger RNA from Diospyros lotus (date-plum), 729 nucleotides. RefSeq lists its product as uncharacterized. The transcript has a single exon. The record is from RefSeq and is a predicted model, not a curated record. NCBI's taxonomy places the organism in Eukaryota, Viridiplantae, Streptophyta, Magnoliopsida, Ericales, Ebenaceae. Bases 92 to 574 code for a protein of 160 amino acids.
AGAUCUUUCAUUUGACAUAUGGCAAGUACUUGGAAGGCUGGCAGAUCCAAUCAAAGAGCCACAGAAUCAUAAGGUUGGUUGGUAACCCUAAAUGUCUCAACAGCCCCAUGUGCAGCACAUGGCUUCCAAUUCCUUUCCACUGCCAUGCGAAAUCCCCACAACCCAAUCAUUCAGCAACAAUAAAACAGCCUACAGCCAAAUCCCCACAACCCACAAAGCCACAUCCACCCCCCCAGAUCUGAUACAUAUGACCCCAACCUUCAUCUUCUCCCUCUUCCUUUCCUUCUGCAUCCUCUUGCCAUUCACCGACCAGACCACUGGCUGGCUAGCCAUUGACAAGUCCAUCCUGGUGCUUGCCGGAGCUUUCCUCUUGGCUGUAUUGGCCAUAGUUAUAGCUCCCAGGGCCACCGUGGAGGCAUGGAUCACGGUGCUGGUGCUGCUGGCCUUCGCCGGAACCGCCGCCGGGUGCUGGUUGCUCAGGGAAGAAAGAUCACCGCUGACGUUGCAGUGCACUUGGGCCGGGUUGUGGUCAAAGAGAGAGGUGUAUUGGCUGUUGCUUGUGCUGCAGUUCUGAGCUUGAUGGCCAUGAUCUGCUUCACAAAUGCUUAGAUGGUGCCUCCUAUGUCAAUGAUACUGGUUGAUAUACUUGGCUUUUCUACAGUUUUUCUCCUUCCUUUAUUAUGAUUAUUUUCAAAAAAAAAAAUCUUCAAUAAAAGAAAAAACUCCUAU